AUGACAAUGGUUGUUGCUGACUGGGGUAAUCAUCGUAUUGUUCAAUGGAAGAUAGGCGAAAAGAAUGGAGAAAUAAUAGCUGGUGGAAAUGGUCCUGGAAAUCAUUUAAAUCAAUUAAACUGUCCAACCGAUGUGCUUAUUGAUAAAGAAACCAAUAGUCUGAUGAUUUGUGAUCGAGGUAACCGACGAGUCUUAAAAUGGUCUCGUCAGCAAGGUACUACUCAAGGUGAAAUAGUUCUUGAAAACAUUUCUUGUUGGGGAUUAGCCAUGGAUGAUCAGAAAUGUCUUUAUGUCUCUGACAUCGAAAAACAUGAAGUAAGAAGAUAUAAAAUAGGAGAUAAGAAUGGCACCGUUGUAGCUGGUAAUAAUGGACGAGGUGUUAGUCUCAAGCAACUCAACACACCCAGUUAUAUUUUUGUUGACCUACAAAAAAAUGUCUAUGUGUCUGAUACGCUCAAUCAUCGUGUGGUAAAAUGGAAUAAAGAUGCAUUAGAAGGAAUCAUCGUCAUGCAUGGAUUUUUUCGAGGACUUUUGGUCGAUAGAUUAGAGAAUAUUUAUGUGGCAGAUUAUGGCAAUCAUCGAGUUAUGCGUUGGCCUAAAGACGCGAUCGAGGGUACUGUCAUUGCGGAUGGAAAUGAAACUGAAGGAGAAGGAAAAAAAUUAUACCAUCCUUGGAGUUUGUCAUUCGGUCAAGAUGGUUAUCUCUACAUCGCUGAGCAUACGAGAGAUCGAAUACAACGUAUUCCUAUUGAAUAA
Messenger RNA from Rotaria sp. Silwood2, 756 nucleotides. The record is from the annotation of a GenBank genome assembly. NCBI's taxonomy places the organism in Eukaryota, Metazoa, Rotifera, Eurotatoria, Philodinida, Philodinidae.